AUGGAGGUUCCCGGAGUGAGAACUCGCCUGUCUUCGGCCUCCGCAGACUUCGACCUCGAAACUGCAUCCGGGAAAUCAUAUUCCCAUGACGAACCGAAAGAGAGGACUCCACUUGAUUAUCUUAAAAAGGCUAGCCGCCUUUGGCUUGCGCUCGCAGCGCUGGUGCUCCUCGUGUUUUUUUGCCUCUCGUCGUCGGUGUUCAACCGCUCGCCUAGCAGCUCCCAGCAGUAUAACCUCCACCAAACAGCUUCUUCUGAUAAUUUGGGGACGGGACCCUCUCUUGUAGGUCAGCGCAUGACCACCUUGGGCCGUGUGCACUCGCCGUUGGCAGUCCCUCCGCACUCCCACAACACCCGACACCUUCCUCAUCACCAUGCAGCACAAGCAGCAGCACGAACAAAAUACAGCAAUGACGUGAUAGGAGAGGAGCAGCAGGGAGAGCAGGAGCAAUGGGAUGAGGAGGAGACAGACGACGGAGACCUCGAGUACGCAGAAGAGGAAGAAGAGUCACACUCAGACGGCGAAUAUCUAACAGAAGCCCAUCUCGAAAACCUUCAUAGUGAAGAUGUCGAUGAAGGGAAGCAACACCCAGACGAACCCGAAUACAUCGACAUAUGGGACGGAGUGUCCCACGAAGACCUGCAUCUCUCGGAGGGUGUGCCUGGGUUGAAAACGCCCCUAUAUCGCCUCCCAUUUGUUGACGGACAGCAUAACGACACACAUAUUAUCGGCGUACAUACGAAGAAGGUCUAUUUACCCCGCUUUCUAAGCGUCAGCGGAGGAAAGAGACUUCCAGCAAUUUCCGGCACCUAUAAGAUGUACAUGAUCAAAGACGGGAGGCCCAAGCCGCACCUCAACCACGGCAGACUCAUUUGGCAAAAGGAGGGGCAGGAUUCAUCAAUUUUUUUGUACUACGAUCACAUGCACCACACUUGGGUGUUCAACAACGAGCUGGACUUGAGCAGGCCACAGCCUUUGGCGUUCCUUGCCCAUGGCGCCAUUUUACCCAUUAGCAGGAGAAACGACCGAACUUUCAGAAAGUACGGGGCCCCGAAAAGCGUACACUGGAUAGUAAGAGACGCGUCAAGUGGAAGCUCUAGACCAGACGGCACCGUCAAAGUUGACGCCGACCCACGACGCAGCGGAGACGAAGACCUGCAAACGCUUCUGCUGCAGAAGGUGUACCAUGCACCUGAAGAUGGGUCUCUUGAUGGUGAGGGGGAAGUUGACGACUUUGAACUCUUUGAAGAGGAGCACGAAGAGGAGGAGGACGAAGAGGAGGAGCUGCCUCUAGAUGAACACGGCGAGCCCAUUGCCCUGCCCUUGGGGGCCCGUAGCUUCCAGCAGUUCAUUACGCACUUGAAGACAAAUGUCUAUCACACAUUUGACUCAUUACAUCCGCGGUAUGAUCACCAAGAAAUACUCAAGGAUCCCGUCACGUUCGUCGAAGCCAACGCUCAUCCGGACUUAGUGGGACCCGAAAGGCUUGACGGUUACUCCCACGACCCUGUCCCCCACCCACUAAGGAAGUCGAUUCACAACGAAGAGCACUGA
This is a messenger RNA of Eimeria acervulina, 1554 nucleotides long. RefSeq lists its product as hypothetical. The transcript has 5 exons. Bases 1 to 1554 code for a protein of 517 amino acids. The record is from RefSeq and is a predicted model, not a curated record. Lineage: Eukaryota; Apicomplexa; Conoidasida; Eucoccidiorida; Eimeriidae.